UGCAGGUUAGUGGUAGAAAGUACGGAUGGUCUGAAAUUAGCGCAGUAAAAGGAUAAAUAUGUAUUGCCCUUUCUGUGGAAUACGGUAUGACGUGCUUCCAAAGUUCUGCGGUUCAUGCGGAAAAAAUCUCGAGGUAUUAAAAGAGACACGACAGAAAACGCCCUUGUCAACGAACAUUACAGGGACAGGCGUGGGCUCAACACCUGCGCCCACUUUAAACCAGUUUUUGGAAUACCGAAAACAGAAAUGUAAGGAAAGAACGAACUUUUCCUUGGGCAAGAAAGGAGGAAGCAAACAUGAGGAGAAGAAAAUACAGAUUAAUGUCGGUAUAAUGUCUCUGCAGAGUCUAAUACCUAAAGGGCUUGAUUUUAUUGUGGACCCAUCUGAAGGAAGUGUAGUAGAGGUUAGUGGUCGAGGAAGUGUAGAAGCGAUCAUGCUCUCAGACUCGGAGGAUGAUCAUCCAGGUACUUCUGACCAUGUUGCGUCACAGAACCGGUGUUACAGAGAAUACAUGGCAGUGUAUGCACCUGUGAUUGCGGAAGAGGAUGAUGAUCUGAUGAUGACGACAGCACACUGUCUUGACCUCCCACAACCGAUAGAAAACACAGUCACUGCAACUGUCAUGUGUGUUUUCACUUUACUGUCUGUGACAGCUGUUAGGGAGGAUGAGUAUUUCUUGGCAGGGAAAAUGAUUGCAGUAUCAAUAGUGCAUGGAGGACCAGUGCCCCAUUUUCUUUCAAAAGAUGUGGUAAACUACAUUGUAGGCCAGCCCUCUUUCAGCGCCACUUUAAAAGAUGUCACGGAUGAGGGUGUAGUGAAAGUGCUGCAAGAGAUUCAGAAUGCAACUACUUUGGAGUCACUACAAGAACUAAUUUCGCAAAACAGCACCCUGCUCCAAACUGCUGGGUGUUUUCGAUGUGUGAAGAACAUUGAGGAGAAACAUACAAUUUUGGAAGAAUAUGUCAGGUGGUAUGUGAUUGACAGAAACCACAGUGUUAUUAAAAGAUUUAAGGAUGGACUUGCCACUCUGCAGUUUCUGACAGCACUUGAGCAGCAUCCCAGUGUUUUGUCUCCUUUCCUUUGCCACACUGAGAAGAAGCUGACAGCGACUGAUUUGGAAAACCUCUUCAAAGCAGAACACAGCCCAGUUGGUAGUAACCAGAGGCAAAAGGAAUCCAGGACGCUUUCCUUUUGGUCAGACUAUCUCCUCGACUGUGAAGAACACCAGACUGAAGUGCCAUUGGAGAAUGUGCUGAUGUUUGCUACUGGCCUAACAUCACUUCCACCUGCUGGAGUAGCACCACAACCAUGCAUUGUUUUUCUUGACAAUUCACCCUUCCCAAUGGCAAAUACAUGCACAAACACACUCAAGUUACCAAUCUUAGAGACAUACAGUCUUUUUCAGACUCAAAUGGAUUUUGGAAUCCAGAAUUCACCAGGUUUUGGAUGUAUUUAAGUAAACUUUACAUCCUCCGUA
Molecule: messenger RNA, 1477 nt
Organism: Sinocyclocheilus rhinocerous
Lineage: Eukaryota; Metazoa; Chordata; Actinopteri; Cypriniformes; Cyprinidae
Product: G2/M phase-specific E3 ubiquitin-protein ligase-like
Exons: 10
Coding region: 59-1456 (465 amino acids)
Molecular function (GO): ubiquitin-protein transferase activity
Source: RefSeq, a predicted model, not a curated record